GGGAUGGAGAAGCCCAGGAGCUGCAAUUAAAUUCUCUUUCCAUAAUCCACAGCCAUGUGCUUCAAGUGGGCAAGCCCCUUCAGGAGCGAGGAAUUCUUUGCGAAUAAUUCUGGCUGAGGCGGGCUGUACCUGAGAUCCAGCGCCGUGGGGCCACAUGCCGUCCCUGCCACAGCGUGGCUGGCCACUGCCCGGAUGAUGUGGUUGAGAGGCAACUUUGGAUGCGCCGUGGAGAUGAAGCUCAAUCACUCCAACCUGUGUGAAGGCAGCUAUGGUUGCAGGAGCCCAGCACAGCAGGACAACACAGUGCAGGAUUUCUGUACUAUAAAAAUUUCAUCAUCUGACAAUAACUGUAAGAGCCCCCCUGUUUCCUCAGCUGCUCUCCGGGGAAUUGUGUGGGUCCUGCUAACGGGUGGAAUCCUGCUUAGCUGCUUCUUUCUCAUCUUCACGGUUCGUUUCAGGAGAAAUCGGAUUGUGAAGAUGUCCAGUCCCAACCUGAACGUUGUGACUUUGCUGGGCAGCAGCUUGACUUAUGGCAGCGCUUACCUCUUUGGGAUCGAGAAGCAAAACCCGUUGUCUGGGCCGUCCGUGGAGAUGCUUGUUCAGAUGAGGAUCUGUUUGCUAUGUAUCGGGGGCUCCUUGGCCUUUGGACCCAUCCUGGGGAAAAGCUGGCGGUUGUAUAAAGUGUUCACUCAGCGAGUCCCAGACAAGAGAGUGAAUAUCAAAGACUUGCAACUGCUAAUAAUGGUGGGGGCAUUAGUGGGUGCCGACAUCGUCCUGCUGUCUGCAUGGAUCUUCUUGGAUCCAGUCCAAUGUCUGCAAAACCUUAAUGCAGAUGUGAAGGUGACCGAGAAGGACCUGACUUGCAUUGUGUACCGAGGGUACUUUUGUACGUCUCUGUAUUCCGACCUUUGGCUUUUUCUCUUCCUGGGAUUUAAGGGCGUCCUCCUGAUGUACGGGGCCUACCUUGCUGGUCUGACAUAUGACGUCAGUUGUCCGCCAGUCAAUCAGUCCCUGACCCUCAUUGUUGGCAUCACCGUUAUAUUUUUGUCUGCCAAAAUGACGCUGGUGGUGAAUCGGUUUUUCCAUUCGUGGCACAACCUGGUCUUUGGGACAAUCUCAGGAGGAAUCUUUGUCUGUACAACUACCAUGAACUGUUUGAUCUUUACUCCACAGGUCCGACAAUUGAAAGCUUUUGAAAACCAGAACGAAGGCGUCAGCCACGUGGCCAAAUUCUUCACUAGCUCCAGCAAGAACUUCCACUCCACAAUAUACAGUGAGGAGGAGAUUGGACAGCUAAUCGGGGAAAAGAACACCAUGAUGCAUUUGCUGGCUGAGAAGGAUACGGCAAUUGCAAUCCUCCAGGAACAAGUCAACAGUGCAAAGGAGAAGCUGACCAGACUUGUGGCUUCAGAGGAUGAUCGAGAAGCUAUUGACUCCCCAUUUCCUUCUGCUUAUUCUUGUCCUUGGGACCUCUCUGCAGCUGACUGCUCUUCAAAGGCAACCGAAGACACACCAAGAGACCUUUCUUUACCUGGCCAGGAGCAAAAUACAUGGCAAAUUCUCCAGUUCUCAAAUUCACCACCCAUUCCAGGUUCUUCUAAUAAAAAUGAGUGUGUUGGUGAUCCAAAAUGUACCAGUCAACCAAACCUACCACCGGAGAUUCCUGACAGGUGUAGACCGUUGAGCCGUGCUAAAAAUAUUUCUGAUUGUUCAGGUGGUCCAGAUGACCGUCACAAAUGGCUCUUUCAAUAUGCUGCCCCAUGUAGCACAGGAGCCCUACAAGAACCACUCAGAAAGAAUUUCUCAAUACUGAGUGUGGGAGCAGAACAAGACCAGGUUCGGCCGCAACUGCCGGGGAUCAGUUACGUAAGCCGUGACAAGCUUCAAGAAGUCUUACAAGAGCUGAGUAUGGAUCACAAAGCCAGUAGCCAGACAUCUACCAGGGGGGCAGAGCAAAGUGCAGCUUGUGAAUGGAGCACAGGAGGGUGGCCACAAGAGAUUCAGGCCACCACACUUACUAGGCUUAGUCCUUUUAAGAUAGAAGCAGAGACGAAAAUCCCCACCUGCCUACCGGGCUCUACGGUCCCUGAUGCUUGGUGUAUCAUGAACAGACGAGCCAGCAGAAGCCAAAGGAGUCACAGCAAAAUAAGCCAGUUUCCUUGGGCUACAGAGAGUGACACCACUGAACAACAUUCUUUGCAUCAGCCACUCUCUUUCCCGUCUUCCGUGUGUAAGGGCAGGCUUAACUAUAAGGCUGAGAACUGGUCAGAACAUCCGAGCAGAGAAGAGAGCAAUUGGCUGCUGGACAAGCAUCCCAUGGAGAACUGUGCGCCUCUCCUGUGUCCAGGCAGUCCCAUGACAUUCCAUCACCAGCCGCGUGAUUUCGCAAGCCGUACAGCGCAACUUUAUCUGGAUUCUGACUCCAGCAGCACCGCCUCCUCUGGGGGUGCGAGAUGCUGCCAUCACAGACACUGUUGUGAUCUCUGUCACCACAGCCUGUCCUCCUCUAGUGACGGCUGUAGCACAGACAUGGACAGUGAGCCUAGCAUCUCCCUAUACUACGGGUCAAACCUGUUUGGUAAACCUCAGCCCAUUGUGAACUUCAAUGAGGAUUUAGAGCCCACGUAUGUGUAAAGGCCUUGGACGAUCAAGAGUAUAAUGUGCAGGGUGGGGAGGGAGUGCAAAAGGCUCUAAAACUUAAUUUCUCCGAGUGUCCUUUUUCCAGGAUGUCCUUUCCGGCUCUCUCCUUGCCUGUGAGCACAGGGCAAAUCCUUGGGAGUCUAGGGGAAAGCCAGCACGGUGUAAUGGUUAGUAGCAUCAGUCUAGGGUCUGGGAGACCCAGGUUCGAAUCCCCACUCUGCCAUGGAAGCUUGCUGGGUGGCCUUGGGGCAGUCAUACCCUCUCAGAGUAACCUACCAUCCUUGGUGGUAGGAUGGGAUAAAAAUCUUCUAAACAGACAUUUAUCUUAGCCAUUCUGUGCCACAGGAAGGGGUUCCUAUCCUGACCUCUCACUGUGUGCUGGACUGUUCUGUUAGUGAGUGUCCUCUUCCAGUUGGAAGCAAUAAAGAAACCUGUUGCAGAAGCCUACUGAAGUCUCCUGUGUGUCGGCAACAGCGCAGAAAUAUGGGGUGCACUGAAAGAAGGGUAUGUACACCCGACCCAACAUGCCUCAGAGAAUGUCACAGCCCCCUGUGUGAUUUCAUACAAAAACUAACCUUUCAAAUAACUUAAUAUUUAAGGCGUGUGUAAAAUACUGUCAAGUUGCAAACAACUUAGAGUGACCCCUGUAGUUUUCUUUUUUAAAAUACAUUUUAUUUAAGCUAUAAACAGAAAACAGAAAAGAUUAAAAAAACACAACAAUCUAAAAACACACACUAACAAUACAUAUAAACACGAAAUAACAAACAAGACAAGCAGCUAAUAAUAAUAAAAAGAAAAUACAGUUUAGAAAGAUUAGAAAAAGACAAAAACUAAACUACAAAUUGAGUUCUGAUUUUCUCCGCAACAACUAUAUAUCAUUUUCAAAGUCUUGCUUAUUCUCUGUUAAACGUAAGAGCCCUCUUUUUUCUAUUGUUCAUGAUUCUUAAUCCAUAACUCCAGAUAUCAUCAAAUCAUUAUUAUCUAUUUCAUGUAAAAAGUCUAUAAAUGGUUUCCAUUCAGCCAAAAAUGUAGAUAGUCUU
Eublepharis macularius is the source of this 3680-nucleotide messenger RNA. RefSeq names its product G protein-coupled receptor 156 (gene GPR156). The transcript has 10 exons. Lineage: Eukaryota; Metazoa; Chordata; Lepidosauria; Squamata; Eublepharidae. Bases 193 to 2634 code for a protein of 813 amino acids. Gene Ontology annotation, biological process: gamma-aminobutyric acid signaling pathway; G protein-coupled receptor signaling pathway. Gene Ontology annotation, cellular component: membrane; G protein-coupled receptor heterodimeric complex. Gene Ontology annotation, molecular function: G protein-coupled GABA receptor activity. The record is from RefSeq and is a predicted model, not a curated record.